GCCUAGCUUGGGCAGCGCCGCCGCCCGCACCGCUGAGCUUCGCGCCGGUCUUCGGGGAUUAUGUUGUGCUGCAGCAAGCCCCGGCACAGGCAGCCAUUUUCGGUGAUGUGAACGAUAGCAGCCUGACGUCGGUGACGGUGAAGGUGGAGGAUGCGGAUGGCAAAGUCAUGCUCUCCAAAGAGGCAUCAGUGCAUGGCGGUCACUGGAAAGUUCUGCUUCCUCCACAGAAAGCAGGUGGUGACUGGUCCAUCAGUGCUACAGCAGGAAAGAACUCCAUCGUCUUGAAACACGUGACCUUUGGAGAUGUUUGGUAUUGCUCUGGACAGAGCAACAUGGCUCUACAGCUGCACUACACCAUGUCGCGCAACAUCAGUUUUAAUGCCAUCAAGGCCGGAAAGUACAGCAAUAUUCGCAUCCACGGUUUGUACAGCAACAUGAAUCCGGCACAGCCCUGGCAGAAGGUUUCAGAUGCCAUUCAGAGCCCCGAAAGCUGUGACACUGGAUCGUGUGCUUUCUUCAAGUUUUCUUCCACCUGCUGGUACUUUGCGGAAAGUCUGUCGGACCGGCUGCACCACAACACGCCCAUUGGAUUGAUUCACACGGCGUGGGGCGGCAGCAUGAUCGAAGCCUGGUUGGACAACAAAACCAUCUCGACGUGCAAGAAUGCAAGCAUCGGUGCAGGGAACCAGAAGUAUCACGAUGAGCGCGUGUUACCCUAUGUCAACAUGACGCUCAAGGGCUGGAUUUGGUAUCAGGGUGAAAACGACAUGCACGGCAGCCACGGCAACAGUGCCUUGGGCUAUGGCUACGGCUGCAUGGCGCAGAAGUUGGUCUCCUCCUGGCGCCAGAUGUGGAGCCUGGAAGCCGAGACCACGGAUCCCUUGGCACCCUUUGGAUUUGUGACCUUAGCCCCCAGUGGAGGCGAAGGCGGCCGCAGCAUGGGUGCCAUGCGAUGGGCGCAGAGCGCCAACUAUGGCGUGGCGCCCAACCCGGCCAUGCCGCGCACGUUUAUGGCCCAAGCCUUUGACUUGGAUGACCCAUUUAGCAACAUCACCUGCUAUCGGAAGGGCUGCUGUGGUGCAGCCAAGGAGGGCUGCGAGAGUUGCUUGGGACCAAAUGGCUACUGUGCCAAUCUCAGUGCGACCAACUUCUACAUGGGACCCAUUCACCCACGCGACAAGAAGCCCGUGGGCGAUCGCUUGGCCAUGGCCGCUGUGAGCGUUGCAUAUGGAAAAGGAACGGCCUUUACGGGGCCGACCCUUUCUGGAUGUCAUGUUGCGAAUGGAAAAAUCAUUGUGGAGUUCAACAGGUCGCUACUGGGCUCGGACCACUUGUUGGUCAACGACUACAAGGCUUUAGCCUCCAGCCGCUUGGAAAUUUUGACCAACAAGUCCCUCUUCUGUCUGCAGACCAGCGGCCGAGAGGACACGGAAUGCAUAGAUGAUGGAAGUGGACGUCCUGCUGGUCAUGGAGCCUUUGAGGACGAGAAGACCUGGGUGUCGGUGGAUGUGCAGCAGGCGUCUCCCACGUCUUUGUCAGUGGACUUGUCCAAGACACAAGGAGUUGCGUUUGGGAUUCGUUACGCUUGGACGGGCGAUUGCUGCGACAAGAGGCCAGCCACUGGUGCUGCGUGCCCCAUCGCCUCUUGCCCUUUGAUGGGACAGCAGUCCCAGCUUCCGGCCAACCCCUUCAUCGCGCGCAUUGAGAACGGACGUUGCCAGUGUGUGGCACCGCAGAGAUGUGAUGAGAGCCUCUCGAGUGAUCAGAUCACCGCAAUCGUUGUGUA
Molecule: messenger RNA, 1786 nt
Organism: Cladocopium goreaui
Lineage: Eukaryota; Dinophyceae; Suessiales; Symbiodiniaceae
Source: the annotation of a GenBank genome assembly